Molecule: messenger RNA, 4688 nt
Organism: Rhinichthys klamathensis goyatoka
Lineage: Eukaryota; Metazoa; Chordata; Actinopteri; Cypriniformes; Leuciscidae
Gene: arhgef5
Product: Rho guanine nucleotide exchange factor (GEF) 5
Exons: 14
Coding region: 36-4310 (1424 amino acids)
Biological process (GO): activation of GTPase activity; intracellular signal transduction
Cellular component (GO): cytoplasm; nucleus
Molecular function (GO): guanyl-nucleotide exchange factor activity; protein binding
Source: RefSeq, a predicted model, not a curated record
GUGACCUAUGUGAAGAGACUUGGAAACACCAAAACAUGGACAGACCAAGAGACAAAGAAAGAGAAAUGGAGCCAGCCUCAUAUGAUUGGACUAGGGGGAGGGAGAAAUUUCCUGCAACCAGAAGAAGAGAUGGAGAGAUUGGCAGGAGAGAAAGAGACAGGCGGAGAGAUGGAGAUCGCCAUGCAAAUGGAAAGUCAUCAGUGUCAGAACAUGCUGAAUAUGGAGACCGAGACAAUGAGAGGAGAAAAGGGGACACUUUUCCAAGAAUGACAAAACCAAGCAAAGAGAGAGAUGGAAGGAUGCCACUUUCAGAAUAUAAAAGGGAGCAUCACUUAGGAAGACAGAAAGACAUUUUGUAUGAAGAUGAAAGAGAGAGGGAAAGAAGGAGAUACAGAGAAAUGGACACACAGAGUGAAAGAGAAAACACAAGAUACAGGGAGGAGAAGAAAAAUGAAAUGAGAAGGCCCGUGAAGGAGGAGCCAGAGAGACGAAGGGAACGAGAUAAGGAGUUUGACUCUGGAAGGAAAGAAAGAAGGAGAGAAAGUUACUCAGGUGUUGUUGAACUUUCAGGCAUGAGGGAAAGAGAGACAGACAGAGAGAGAGACAAACUUAGAAAAAGAGACAGAGAAGACAGGUAUUAUCCUCGACUCUUGGAACGAGAGAUAGAGAGCUUUUCAGAUAGGGAAAUGAGGACUGAGAGACAUAGAGAGGGAGAGAGAUCUAAGAAAAGAGAUACAAAAAGCGAAGGAGACAGUGAUGGAGACAGGGUUAAGGAAAAGGAGAGAGUAGAGGAUGCUAAACAUGGACACAAACUCUGCAAGAGUGAAGGAGACAGCGAUGCAGAUCGAAGGGUACACAGAGUUAGAGAGAGAGACAGACGUAGAGAUAGAGAAGCAGAGAGACGGCAAGACAUGGUGAUGCCAAGAGAAAGAGAUUACCGGGAAACAGGUUCUCAUGAUCCAAAAGGUGAAAAUUUGGAGCGACUCAGAGAGACUGAUAAACUAAGAGAUAAAAUUAGAGACUCCAAAGAGAAAAUAGUGCACAGAGAUGCAUACUCAUACACAACUGACAGAGUAAGGUAUAGAGAUGGAGAAAGGAUAAGAGAGAGGGAUAGGUAUUCUGAAAGAGAGAUUGAAGAGAGGGAGAGGCGAAGGAGAGAGAACAGAGAGAAAGAGAGAAGUAAAAUGGAGAAGAGCGGACAAAGUAGUGGAGAGCUGAUUUCAGGAAGUGUUGUCGAGAAUGAACAAGGGAGGGAAAUGAGAGAGAACCCUAAUGACAAAGAACGAGAAAACACUUCUGAGAUUGAUAAAGAGAAACUGAUGGGAAAAACAGAGGAAGAGCAGGAAGUAAAGAGUGCACUGAGGGAAGAAGAGGAGGGUGAACGCUUUGCUGCUGAGGAAGCAGUUCCAAAGCAAGCUAAGAUCAGGAUACGGAAAAUGUGGCUGGAACCUCGAAGUGAGAGAAAAGAAUCCCAUUUAGAAGAGAAGUACAGAGAGAGAGACAGAGCUAGAGAGAUGUACAUCCAAAGAUACAAAGAAAGCAAGACAACUGGUAAAGAAGAAGAACCUGAGAGAAAGAAAGAAAACAAGAAAAAGAGCCCUGAGGACAAGUAUAGAGAACUUGAAAGGGCUGGGGAGUUCAUGAGGGAUGUGGAUGUAGAAAGGGAGGAGAAAAGCAUGGAAGGGAACGUGGUUUGUGAAAGAGAAGCCCUGGAAACAGAGUGGCAGAUGGAAAUGGAGAAUGUGACCGAUAACAUGGAAGAGGAAGGCAGAGAGGAACAGAAAAAAAACAAUAGAUGCGAGUACUUGGGUAACGAGGAAGGAAGUGAGGGAGAAUCGGAACCAGAGAAAGACAGAAUAAUGUCAGCAGAUGAUGGAUUUGUGACAGUCUCCAGUGGAGGGGAUGAUGCUGAGGAAGAGAAUUUUGAAGACUGCAAAGAAUUCUGGGAUGGUGGAGUUGCUGAAGAUGAAACUGCUCAGGGCAGAGAGGUCAGAAAAGAUGAAGAACUGGAAAACCAAACAUCGAACGAGAGAGCAGAUCGUAGGGCUCCAAAAGGACCCGUAAAAGUUUUUUGUGUGAUUGGUCAGACCCUUCCCAAGUCCCAAACCAAACAGAAUGCACAUGUAGAUACUACUGUUGAGGAAGCAGCCAAUCACCAUUCAACUCAUGAUGUGGACAACCAAGGUGAAAUGAGCACUGCAAAUGCAUUUGAAAAGGUUGAACAUAGUGAACAAGACAUUGAAAGAGCGAUGGAUGACCUCACUCUUUCUCCUAAUGAGGACAAAGGGGAGGAAACAGCAAUUAAUGACCUGGCAAAAGAGGGUGUAACAUCACUGGAAGGCCAAACGAUUAUUUCCAAUGAGGCAUCAGAACAAGGCACCCAACUCUUCCCAACACAGCCUUCUGAAACUUUAGGGCCAUGCGAGGAUAAUGGUCAUGGAGCUCCAGAAAUUCAUAUUGAAGACACAUUACAAGGAGGAGAAAAAGAAGCUACUGGAGAAACAGUGAAGUAUUUUGAUUCAGAUGACACAUGGGGCACAACCGAGGAACGAAAGCGAUGCUCUACUGCUCCUCAUCUUAGAUGGGCCAAGAACGUGGUGAAAGAGAUCCUGGGUCUGAAUGCGGUGGACACAGAAAAUACGAGAGAUAGUGAGGAGGAUGAAUUAAGUUCCACCUGGAGUGAAAUGGAUCUAAGGAAACUUGGGAGGACAAAAAAUAGGAAUUCUAAAUUCUUCAACUCUCAGUUGUAUCAGGAAUACAGUGAGGUGGUCCAGAACCGAGAGAUCCUGCUGUCUCAUACCGAUUCUAUAUCAAUAAGUGGAGACAAUCUCAAUAUCCGUUCAUCUUCUUCUCCAAAUCAUUCCCCUAAGCUAUCACACAGACCUCUCCCACCUCUCCCUCAAGUCAUCCACCACACUCUGUCUCUAACCAACUCCUUUAAAAGUCUUAAUGUGCCUCAGCAAUCCUUAAACAGACCACCUUCCCCUCGCCUGUCCAUCUCUGCUUCCUCACCCACACUGUGGCAGGAGCUCCCGGGAGUGAGGAACAGCCCAGAUUUUGGGGAACUCAAUGAAGAUGCGAGACGUCUGCAGGAGGUGAGGUUUGAGGUCGUGACCUCUGAGGCAUCAUACUGCCGCAGUUUGGACAUCGUAGUGGAGAACUUUGUCAUGUCCAAGCAGCUCAAUGUUAUCCUGUCUUCACAAGACAAAAACUGGCUGUUCUCCAGGCUAAAUGAUGUUAGAACCAUCAGUCACAGGUUUCUGUCUCACCUGGAAGAAACAGUAGAGAAGGACAUAAUGCACUUUACCGUCUGCAACAUCAUUAUCAAACACUGUCCAGAAUUCCGAAACAUGUAUGUGCCAUACCUUACCAACCAAUCAUAUCAGGACAAGACGUAUCAAAGAUUAAUGGACGAGAGUCAUGAAUUCCGUAAAGUUGUGGAAAGGUUAGAGCGUAACCCGGUUUGUCAACGACUGCCUUUACGAUCUUUCCUCAUUCUGCCGUUCCAAAGGAUCACUCGCCUCAAACUGCUAGUGCAGAAUAUAGUAAAGAGAACCGCUCCAAAGACCAAGGAUGAAGCACAGGCCAUUAAGGCCAUGAAACUACUUGAAAAGAUGAUCCAGGAAAGUAAUGAAAGUAUCUCUCAAAUGAAGAACAUUGAGUCACUUGUGACUCUCAAUGCCAAAGUUGACUUUGAGUGUAGGACUCUUCCAUUGAUCAGUCAGUCCCGCAGACUUGUACGAGAGGGACCUGUGACUGAACUGAUAGACUUUUACCUGAGAGACAGGGAAGAUGAAAGAAGUGCUUAUAUGCACCUUUUUAACGACUAUCUCCUGCUCUCUUUGCGGAAGGAAGGGGGUAGGUUUACAGUUAUCGACCAUGUUCCUGUGUCAGAGCUGCGGGUUGAGAACUGCAGGUUCAAACUGCAUUCCUUACAGAAAAACCUGUUCCGUCUGCACAUGUCGCAAAAAGCCCUGCUUUUGAAGACAGACACCCAAGCUGAUAAAUUGCGCUGGAUAUCAGCACUCUCACGUCCUUAUCCUGAGAUUGACUUCAGUGCAGUUCAGGACUUUUCACAAAUGCAGUGCAUCAGAGCCUUUGCUGCCCAGCAGCCAGAUGAACUUAGUUUAGAGAAAGCUGACGUUCUAUUAAUUCACCAGCAGAGUAGUGAUGGCUGGGUGGAAGGAACCCGUCUGUCAGACAGGCAACGUGGAUGGGCCCCCGAAUCUCACCUGGAGACAAUAGUCAGCGACAAAACAAGAAAGCGCAACCUGCAGGACACCAUGAAAAUUGCUACAGCUGCAUUGUGAAGCCAUAUGUACAUUCUUCAAGGUUCUCAGGCAGACUUAUUCAACCACAGUUUUUUAAUGUUACUUUAAAGUCUUGUGUAAAAAGACCUUCAAGAACUUUGGACUUAUGUGGGAAGUUUCUAUUUAUUUUGUGGAUAUACUCGAGCUGAUAAGGGUGAUGCGGGCGAUAUGUCAGGGUAUUCCACACCCUGAGAAAGACUCUGGGAUGAUGCUGAAUUGUGCCAACAGAGCUUCUUGGAUAUCUCAGGAUUUCUUGCAAAUGGCACAGCCAAAUGCAUUACCUGCUCCAAAUGAGCGUCUAUGCAAAGUGUUUAUGUAAGCAUCGUGUAAAGACUUGUCUUAUAAUUUGGAAGUGGGGUGUCACUCUGGACAGAAAAU